Juglans regia (Persian walnut) is the source of this 1827-nucleotide messenger RNA. RefSeq names its product aspartic proteinase-like protein 2. Gene Ontology annotation, biological process: proteolysis. NCBI's taxonomy places the organism in Eukaryota, Viridiplantae, Streptophyta, Magnoliopsida, Fagales, Juglandaceae. The record is from RefSeq and is a predicted model, not a curated record. Gene Ontology annotation, molecular function: aspartic-type endopeptidase activity. The transcript has 10 exons. Bases 61 to 1557 code for a protein of 498 amino acids.
AUAUAUGUGACUGCCAUUAGGAGAAAAACUGAGAGAGAGAGAGAGAGAGAGCUGCUAGAAAUGGCGGUGACUAUUACCGCCGGUAUUCUGAUCGCGGUGGCGCUGUUGCCUGCUGCUUUGGUUAUGUGCGGCUUCCCGGCGACUCUGAAGCUGGAGAGAGCGUUUCCGGUUGGCCAACGAGUCGAAUUGAGCGAACUCAGGGCUCGGGACAUGGCCAGGCAUGGAAGAAUGUUGCAGUCGUCUUCUGGUGGUGUCAUCGAUUUUCCCGUCCAGGGUACCUACGAUCCGUACAUCGUCGGGCUUUAUUUCACCAAAGUGCAAUUGGGUUCCCCUCCAAGAGAAUUCUAUGUGCAGAUUGAUACGGGAAGUGAUGUUUUGUGGGUUAGUUGUAGCGGCUGCAAUGGUUGCCCCGAAACGAGUGGACUCCAAAUUCAGCUCGAAUUCUUCGAUCCUGGGAGCUCAUCAACAGCUUCAUUGAUCUCUUGUACAGACCAGAGAUGCAGUGUUGGAGUUCAAUCAUCAGAUGCCACUUGCUCUAGUCAGAACAAUCAGUGCGCAUACGCAUUCCAGUAUGGAGAUGGCAGUGGGACAUUGGGCUAUUAUGUAUCAGACUUGAUGCAUUUCGACGCAAUUCUUGGGGGUUCAGUGACCACAAAUUCUUCAGCUCCUGUUGUUUUUGGGUGUAGCACUUCGCAGACAGGAGACUUGACAAAAUCAGAUAGAGCAGUUGAUGGGAUCUUCGGGUUUGGACAACAGGAGAUGUCUGUCAUCUCACAACUUUCUUCACGGGGAGUGGCACCAAAAGUAUUCUCCCACUGCUUGAGAGGGGACGAUGCUGGUGGUGGUUUAUUGGUGUUCGGUGAAAUCGUGGAGCCUAAUAUAGUUUACAGUCCACUUGUCCCAUCACAGCCUCAUUAUAAUUUGAAUCUUCAGAGCAUUUCUGUCAAUGGCCAAACAUUAUCCAUUGAUCCAGAGGUAUUUGCAACAUCAAGCAACCGAGGAACCAUAGUUGAUUCUGGGACAACUUUGGCAUACCUUGCAGAAGAAGCGUACAAUCCUUUCGUCGGUGCUAUAACAAGUGUUGUUUCACAAUCAGCACAACCAGUUCUUUCCAAAGGAAAUCAAUGUUAUUUAAUUACCUCCAGUGUCGCCGAUGUAUUUCCUCAAGUUAGUUUAAACUUUGCUGGUGGCGCAUCCAUGAUUCUAAGACCUCAGGAUUAUCUCCUACAGCAAAAUUCCGUUGGUAGCUCUGCAGUGUGGUGCAUUGGAUUACAGAAAAUACAGGGUCAAGGGAUAACAAUUUUAGGAGACCUUGUCCUCAGAGACAAAAUAUUUGUUUAUGAUUUGGCUGGUCAACGAAUAGGAUGGGCUAACUAUGACUGCUCAAUGUCAGUAAAUGUCUCUGCAACUACAAGUGCUGGGAAAAGUGAAUAUGUCAAUGCUGGACAGAUAAGUGAGAGCAGUUCAGUGCAAAAUGAGCCUUACAAGGAGAUUGUAAUAAGCGUGAUUGCUUUCCUAAUGCACAUAUCACUGCUUGGCAGCUUCUUGUCUUUGUAGCAUACAGUGAAAAAGGCCUGAGACUCUGGCAUUCUUUUUUUCAUUUUAUAUUCUCUUGCCGGUUUAUAUUAUUGCAAUCGGCAAGACCAUGUUUCCUUGUUAGAACUUAGAUUACUGCUUCUCAUUGCACGGCUUGCAAUAGGCCUGUGGCCUCUGGCCUCUGGCUCUGAAUAUUUCUUCAUGAGCCUCAUAGAAAUGCACGUUUGUAAAUUACAUCCUCACAGAUUAUUGGUUUAAUAGUAGGUUUCAUUUAUACAACCUUGUUGUGUU